CUUGCAGAUAGUUGUUUUGAGUUCCAUAGGUUCUUCACCUGCGUUUGUUGAUGUUUAUGAGAUAGAAGGGCUAGUUCAUCCGCAAAGUUCAAGUCUAGUUGCAUGCAAUCUGUCCAUUGCAUUCCGUUUUUUCCCUCAAAUUGUGUAUGAUGCUGACGAUUUUCUCAGCUAUUCAAUCUAUAGUGUUGAAGAAGGUCCCUUAAUGUUCUCCUAUCCCCACCGUCAAACGCCUUCUCAUAGUCAAGGAAGUUGAUGUAUGGUGACGAGUACCAUUCAAUUAAUUGCUCAACGAUAAUCCAUAGUGUCGCGAUUUGGUCAGUGCACGACUGAUCCUUAUGGAAUCCGGUCUGUUGAUCUCGAAUUUGGGCGCCUACUGAGUUUUACAUUCGGUUCAGCAACACUGGUGAAAAGGUUUCCUGGUACUGAUAGUAGUAUGAUGCCUCUGUAGCUUUCGCAUUUGCUCAAAUAUCUUUUCUCUGAUAUAUCGCCCCCAAAUGCCCUGGUACGGCCGAGAUGGGAAGAGUCCGCUCUCCCUCUCGAAAUGCUCUCACAUGGCCAUGCGUAUAUAGCCUCUGCCAGGGAAGUCCUAAUCACUGCCUUCUCGUGGCGGGGGUGUUGUUUACAAAAGUGAGAGGACGAAAAGCGAAUGUCUGGCGCUUUAACCGGACCCCAAACCAAUGGUGCACAUGGGCUGGCUCCAGUAUCCUGCGGGAACAAAUGGCGUAUGAACCAAUCGUUGGUCACCGGCUACCAUGGGACUGCACCUCCUCACGAUGCUCCACUGCCUUGUGGGUCAGACGUUCAGGUCAAAGGCUCGGGGUGUGGCCCCCUAAGAAAACCACCUGCUUCGGUUUGGGCACCCGGGCAGUAUCACAGCCCUCACACAUCAAUUGAGAUUUGUGUGGCGCAUAUGUAUUUGGUGCCUCCCUGUACCUAUACUUAUGUGUUAAAAUAAAUAAAUAAAUAAUCUCUGAUAUAUAGAUGAAGUAUUCUUCUUCCCAGUUUGUCUGUCUUCCUGAAUAGAACUUGGAGCAUGUUUGCAGUUUCUUCUAUGUCUGACUUUAGUGCUUCGUCUAGUAUAUUGUCAGAUCCAUCUGAUUUCCUACUGUUGAUUUGUGUGAUGGCCGCAAUUAAUUUCUUCGAUCGUUGGUGGAGUGACAUCUAUAGGAAGGUCUGUAUACAUUGCUUCGAUAUCCGGUGAAUUCAAUAGAGCUGGUCUGUUCAGGAGUUCCUCAAAGUGUUCUACCCAAAUGUUCCCCUGUUCUUGAAUCUCGGUGAUUGGUUUGCCUUCUUUGUCCUUGACCGGUCUCUCUGAUUUGCUCAAUUCCCCUGCCAGUUUCUUCGUCGUGUGAUAUGGUUGUUUCAUACUUCUUUCUGUUACAUGUUUCCCGCUGUCGUUGCUAGAUGUUCGAAGUACUUCUGCUUGUCGGCUCUAAUGCUCUUCUUUACUUGCUUGUUUGCUUCUAUGUAUUCAGCUUGUGCCUUGACUUCCUCUGCUGUUGUUCGGCUGUUGUUAAUUGAUGUCUUGUUCUUCCUUCCUUUGAUCUUGUCCAGUGUUUCUAUGGAGAUCCAUUCCUUAUGAUAAUGUUUGUUGCGGCCCAGAACCUCUUGACACGUUGAAGUUAAUGCUUCUUUUAUCCCUUUCCAGUUGUCGUCCAUAGUAGUUUUUUCUUCUUUGAGUAGAUCCUGUAAGGCUUUUAACGUGUUGUUGAGAGUUAUCUUGAAUUCGUUGAGUUUGUUGUUAUCUGGAAGUAUGUAUUGAGCAUUUGUAUUGCUGUUUCCCCGGUUGUCCAGUGUUUCUUAGCUUCAGUUCCAUCUUGACAACCACUGGUUGUUGGUGAUCUGAAGCUAUUUCAGCUCAUCUGUUGGAUAUCACAUCCAUGGAUCUCCGGAAUAUUUUAUUGGUGCAAAUAUGAUCGAUUUGCUUCUCUGUGGUGUGGUCCGGUGAGCCAUAUGUAGCUUUGUGUAUGCGUUUAUGAGGGAAUAUUGUGCUGUCUAUAACCAAUUUGCCCCCAAAUGCCCUGGUACGGCCGAGAGUGGGGAGAGUUCGCUCUCCCUCUCGAAAUGCUCUCACAUGGCCACGCGUAUAUAGUCUAUGUCAGGGAAGUCCUACUCACUGCCUCCUCGUGGCAUUACUGUUGUUUACGAAAAUGAGAGGACGAAAAGCGAAUUUCCGGCACCGGCUUUAAUCGGAUCCCAAACCAAUGGUGCACAUGGGCUGGCUCCAGUAUCCUGCUUGAGGGAACAAAUGGCGUACGAACCAAUCGUUGGUCAUCGGCUACCAUGGAACUGCAUCCCCUUACUUUGGCAUUUAGAUCCCCCAUCAAAAUGGUCAGGUCGUUUCCUGAACACUUCACUAUGAUUGAUUGCAGCCUCUUGUAGAACUGAUCUUUAUCGUCGUCAUUACUAUCAUUGGUGGGUGCAUUACAUUAGAUAAAUUUCAUUGUAAUUCCCUCCUUUGUUUUGAAGGAUGCUUUGAUGUUCCAGGAUCCAUGAGAUUGCCAUCCUAUAAGUGCAUUACGUGCUUGUUCGGACAGUAUAAGAGCAACUCCAUGAGUAUGUGAAGCAUUUUUCUUGUUUCCGAAUCUAAUGUUUUUUGUCCAGUUUGGUUCCAAUGGUUUUCACUGAUUCGAGAACCGCCAUCUUAUAUCUCCUCAUUUCUUUUGUUGUUUAAUUGAUCCUUACGGUCUCCCACAUUGUCCGGAUGUUCUUUGUACUUGUAUUGAUUGUUGCUCUGGUUGUUAGAAGGGAUAUCGGCCUCAUGACUUCCGACGAAUCUCAGCUAUCAUCAUGAGGCGUGAUAAUUCUUUUGAAUGAAGAUGCUUGAACUCACUGGACAGAGUUUAAAUUGUUUAUUCUGGUUAACAUUUGUUUUUAGCAAGGUUGUUUUCUACGUAUGGGAUUGCUGACCCCACACCCAACCCUCUUCGUUUGUGUUGACUUGGGACUAGCAGUAGCCCUAGAAGAGGUACAGGCGGAGUUAUAGUUUCCACACUUGACAUCUAAUUCUUCUGGGACUGUUGUUUUGUUUUAAGGUAAUUGGACUCCGACCAAUAUCAUGGACUCUAAUGUAUGCAUGAUUGACGACUUUUCCGAGCUUAAGAAUCUAGUUGAGAAGUCCCAUAAUGUUAAGGCAGAUGUAUCUGAUGAAAUCAAGAACUUACUUGCUAGAAGAAGUGAAAUAGAGGACAAAUUAAAAAAGAUAAACUCUCUAAUACCUGAUUUCCAUAAGUUACAAAUAAAUGCUGAAAAUUCUUCAAAAUUGGUGGGUUGUGCUUCAAAACUUGCUCUACAGCUCAGUGGGAAAGUAGAGCAAUUAGAUUUUGUGAAAAAUCAUGUUCUUAAAUGUGUAGAUAAACUAAAUCAUAUAAUUACUGUAAGGAACAGUGCAGUUGGAGUGAAACGAUGUCUCGUUGACUCUAAAUUAGAUGAAGCCGCUGGUUACGUGUUUACUUAUCUGAAAAUGGAUAAAGACAUAAUUUCUCUUAUCUCGCGUCUAUCGGCGGAUAAUCCUGAUAAUAACCCCUUGAUAACUUUGGAUGAUAGUCGACAAAUUCUCAUGAAGAUGGCAAUUGGAAAAUUCGAUGAAUAUGUUUUAAAACGGGAUGAAAAGAAUAUAGUGCAUUUAUUAAAGAUAUUUUUUUUAUUGGGUAAAAUCAAUGAAGGAAUUCAACGAUUUUCUAUAUAUCUUUGUUCAUAUAUUACAAAUAAAUGUGAAAUAUUAAUCACUACUUAUAAAACAUCUUUACAAUCAUCUGAAUUUCUAUCGGCUAAUUUAAUCAUAGAAAUUCUAGAGUUUGUUGCAGAUACAUUAAAAAAUAAUUCAGUGUAUGUGGAAACAUACUGUGGCCCAGGCAAUAUAUUUGCACUUGUCUCUUCUGUACACUGUGUUGUUGACCAAUACGUCAAGUGUGUAAUCGAUCGUUUCUAUGCAUAUCAUCAUCUUGAUGAACUUUGUUCAAUACUUAAGAAAUCAAAUAGUAAUAGUUUAAACAAUAAAAGGUAUGAUUCAUCAACUCAGUCGAUCAAUAGAGAUAAAAUAUUGGAUUCAAACGAAUUAGGAUCAGAUCGUGUAUUGGUCAUUGAGCCUAUAAUUGUUGAAACGUUACAAAUCAUUACAUGUUCAGAACUUUAUUUGAAAUUUAUACAAAGGCGAAUUUCUGCUGAUAUCAAACAGUGCAAUCUCGCAGAAAAUGAUUUUCAAAAAAAAAGUAAUGAAAUUUCAAAGUUUUUUGAAAAUUCUCAGCUUGUUUGUCAAGUACAAGAUUUACUUAACAAAUAUCUUAAUUUAGAACAAUAUUAUCUCCGUGUGACAAUGAUAAAAGCAUUAAGUUCAGAUGAAGUGGAUAAAUCUAGUAAUAUAUGGUGUUUGAUUGAUGAUGUGUUUUUCAUCACCAAAAAAAGUCUUGUUCGAUCUCUUUCAUCUGGUAAUGUGGAUACUAUUUGUGCUAUGGUGAAUCAUAGUUGUUCAAUGCUAAUUGAUCUUAUGGUAAAUGAUUUUCUGGGAAAUAUUAUUCGUACAGGUUUUCCUUCCGGUUGGGUACAAGAUGCAUACAGUUAUGUUCAGAGUAGUGUUGCUGUGGCUGGUUCACUUAGUUCUUCUUCAUCUAUUGUUAAUGUUCCAACAGUAUCAUCAUUUAAUAUGGUUGGACCUAAUGCACUUACAAGAUAUCAUUUUCUAGUUACUCUUAAUAGUAUUGAAGCAUCACAAAAGGAUUUACUGUCUCUUGUUAGUCAUCUUGAAAAUGAAUUAAAUUUACUUUAUCAAAAUCAAGAAAUCAAUUCACAGAAACUUAAUAUGUGUAUCACAGAAUUAAAAGUUUCUAUCUCAGAUCAACUUCAAGCAUUACUUGAUUCUGCUUUUGAGCAUCUUUCAACUAGUGUUAUUCAAAGUCAAGUAAAAAGUUUGUUAAAUGUUUUCAAGUCACUGAAAUAUGAUUUACUUGAGGAGGAUUUAGAUGUUUUCGCUGCUAAUGAUCGAUGGAUUGAAUCAUGUAUAGGUCAUAUAGAAGAUUUUCUCAAACCAUUUAGGUCUGUUCUAUCCACUGAAAAUAACGAUCGAUUUGUAUUAAUCUUGAUAAAUGAAAUUUUACAUCAACUUGAUCAAUUUAUUCAAAGAAAAUCAUUCAAUAGAUUUGGAGCUAUUCAAUUAGAAAAAGAAUAUCGUAAUUUGUUUGCCUAUUUAACAUCAAUAUCAUACAGUUCAUUGCGUGACUAUUUCACUCGUAGUUUACAAAUCUGUAGACUUUUAAAUUUGGAUCGAGUUGAAGAAGUCCAUUAUUAUUGGAAUAGUUCUAAUUGGCGUCUUACUGCACAUGAAGUCAGAAGUAUUCUAUCUUUAAGACGUGAUUUUGCUGUAAAUGAAAUUCGAGCACUUAAACUACAGUGAUCUUAUGGUGUCAGUUGUUCUUCUUCUUUUUCUUUUUUUUGUUCUUUUUUUUCCAAAUGUAAUAUAUUGUUUUUUUUGUUUGUUUUUGUUUGUUUUUUUUUUUUUAAUUUUUUACAAUAUAAUAAAAUAAAUUGUAUGGGAUAUCGC
Molecule: messenger RNA, 5536 nt
Organism: Schistosoma spindalis
Lineage: Eukaryota; Metazoa; Platyhelminthes; Trematoda; Strigeidida; Schistosomatidae
Source: the annotation of a GenBank genome assembly